GGCGCUCCCCUCCCCCCGCCCUCGCCCCCUCUGCCCCUCGGCGAGAGGGGGGCCCUUUGGCGCGGAUCCGAUUGAUGCCCGGUCCCCGGGGGAGCUGUCCUGCUCGGCGCCCCGCGCGCUCCGCCUCGCUUCGGCUCGGGCCGAACUGACCUCCCGCAGCCCGACGACCCCGGGAGCUCUCCGAUGGCCGGGAAACCGCAGCUGGGCUGGCUCGGAGGCUGGUGGACUACCGGCGUGUGCUUGGCGGCGCUGUCCUGCCCAGGCCUCUGGGCUCAGAAGGUGCUUGUCAACGAGACAGUCUCUGGCUUCAUCGGGACUGAUGUGGUCCUGCACUGCAACUUGGUCAAGAUCAACCAUACGAGGAUCACACAGGUCACCUGGCAGAAGGCCAGUAAUGGCUCCAAGCAAAAUGUGGCCAUUUACAACCCCAACAUGGGUGUCUCCAUCCUGCCCCCCUACGAGGAGAGAGUGGUCUUCCAGAGCCCCUCCAUCACAGAUGGGACCAUCAAGCUGUCCAACCUCCAGCUGGACGAUGAAGGGAUCUACAUCUGUGAGUUUGCCACCUUCCCUACUGGCAACCGGGAAAACCAGCUCAAUCUCACCGUGUUGGCCAAACCAGUGAACUGGAUGGAGGCCACCACCCGACCACUGAUUGCCAGGGCCGGCAUGACGGAGAAAAUCCUGGUGGCUACCUGUAUAUCCUCCAACGGGAAACCUCCCAGCACCGUGACCUGGGACACUAAGCUGAAAGGGGAGGCAGAAUACCAGGAGAUCCGCAACGAGAAUGGUACCAUCACAGUGAUCAGCCGCUACCGUCUUUUGCCAAGCCGGGAGGCCCACCAACAGCAGUUGAUGUGUGUGGUCAACUAUCAGUUGGAGCGAUUUACUGAGAGCAUGACCCUCAACGUAUUGUAUGAACCUGAGGUGAGGAUUGAGGGUUUUGACAGCAACUGGUACCUCAACCGGAAGGAUGUGAAGCUGACAUGUAUAUGUGAUGCCAAUCCUCCUGCCACUGAGUACCAAUGGAAGGUGCUGAAUGGCUCACUGCCUGACAGUGUAGAAAUUCAAAACAGCACUCUGUUCUUCAAGGGAUCAGUCGCACACAGCCUGUCGGCAACAUACAUCUGUGAAGCCACCAACACCAUCGGCACCCGGUCUGGACAGGUGGAAGUGAAUGUCACAGAUAAGCCAUUGCCCCAGGUGGGUAUCGGAGGCAUUUUUGGAAUCCUGGGUGCUGUGAUUGCUGCUGUUUUCAUUAUUGGUGGGGCUGUUACAGUCUUCGUCAUCUACAGAAGACAAAAAAAGAAUCACUCAGACACUGACAAUGACCUGAUCGACCUCCCCUCUUCCCACAAGCCUGCUUCUCUGCCUCCCAACCAGAAGCAAGAAUUGAAAAGCCAACGGACUGCAGAGAACAUCCAGGUUGUGCACCUGGAUAACAUGAAGGAACAAGAGGAAGAGGUCCAGAAAACAUCAUCCCAGCCCCCCUAUUAUGACAUGGCAGCCACUGAGUCUACUCCACACACUGACAAGUUGAACUUUAACAAGUGUCACUUAGAGAUACCAGAUGCAGGUGAUUACCUAACCCAUCGUUCUUCACAGGAUGACCAGAACCUGCAAAAAGUACCUUCAACCUUUAGUCCCUUGUCUUAUUUCCGAGAAGAUGUCUGCUUGUUCAAUGCUUCCUCCAUGUCCUUCUGCUCUUCACCACCAGGUUCCAGUGCUCCUCUCAGUUCCCCAAAAGUGCCCUAUGUGUGAAAGAACCACAGACACCAUCAAGCAGAAGAGGGGAAAUCUUUACAUGUCUUCAACAUUCACGCACCCACCCAGGCCUUUGAUCCCUUCCCUAAUCUUCCGCAGUUAGUCGGUGUGCAUGUGUCUGUGAGUAUGAGUGAACAUUGUGACCUCCACCCUCCUCUCCCUCAUAGCUUUUUUUCCCCAUUUUUGUUCUCGUUGAAAACUAUUGGUGCAUUGGUACUUUUCAUCGUUAGGUUAAGGCUGCAAUCCUGAACAUAUCUGCUAGGGAGCAAACCCCAUGGAACACAAUGGGAAUUCUUACAAGCACAGGACU
Candoia aspera is the source of this 2071-nucleotide messenger RNA. It is a transcript of the gene NECTIN1, whose product is annotated as nectin cell adhesion molecule 1. Gene Ontology annotation, biological process: protein localization to cell junction; homophilic cell-cell adhesion; heterophilic cell-cell adhesion. The record is from RefSeq and is a predicted model, not a curated record. Lineage: Eukaryota; Metazoa; Chordata; Lepidosauria; Squamata; Candoiidae. Gene Ontology annotation, cellular component: adherens junction.